This is a messenger RNA of Kickxella alabastrina, 1104 nucleotides long. RefSeq lists its product as uncharacterized. Lineage: Eukaryota; Fungi; Kickxellomycota; Kickxellomycetes; Kickxellales; Kickxellaceae. The coding region runs from base 1 to 1104 and encodes 367 amino acids. The record is from RefSeq and is a predicted model, not a curated record. The transcript has a single exon.
AUGCGCGACAGAGAACUCGAGGCUCGACCAUUCUUUAUAGGCGACAUACAUGGGCGACAGAGACUACGCGAAGUGGCAGUCGGUCGGUGGCACAACGAAGUCACCGACCGUUUCAAAAAGCACCAAAAGGACAUCCAGUGGAAAGUGGGCCAGUCCAGCGCCACCCAAGCAGCGUCACACUUGGAGCUCCCUCACGAGCUCGGUGAUGGAAUAGCAGACCCGUCUGAUGUCGAGCUCAUCAUCAUGGCUGCAGAUAAGGAGUCGCGACAGGUGCUGGAUGCUCUAGACGCCCGGUUCCCCCAGGCGACAAAGAUCGGCAUAGUCGGCUCGCAAACGCCAUUUUUGAACGGUCAAGAGUAUACUUUGUUAGGCAAUGCGGGCAUGGAAGACAGCGGCGUAAUCGGAUUUGCCUUUGUGCGCGCCCAAGGCAGGCCGACUCGCAGCGCAUGCGCCGUUGAGCAGAUACAGGUCACACAUGGAGGCCUCGAGGCCAUCAGCGACACACUCGAGAUUAAGCGGAGUAAGGGCAAUGUCGUGUUGGAGGUUGAGGACGGUGAGGCUGCUCAUCUGCUGAUUGCCAGUGUGCGCAAGCGGCGCAUGACUGCUGGGGAUGUUGUCCUGGAUGACCGCCUGUUUGCAAAAAUUACUGGCAGCAAAGUCGCUGGCUCUGUUGAUUGCGCUGUAUUCCAAGUGACCGGAGGCGAUCCGGCCAAGGGCGGGCUGGCGAUCGACACGCUGCAAGACAUUGCGCCGGGCCAGUUCAUACAGUUUAUGAUGGCGGCACGUCCUCCAGCAGAAAACAAUGCAGCUACUGUGCAGUCGGUCCUGAAGGAUAAUGUCGAUUCUGCAAGCGUGGCUGUGCGGUUUGGCGCGGCCGACUUCUCUGGCAUGGAGUUCCAGGAAGAGGCACCAGUGCUGGUCUCGAGCAGCAGUUCUUCGUCCACUUUUGUUUUUGGCGGCGUCACUGAGGGCGGCUUCAUCUACGGGGCACCCAGCGCACCAGCGAUGGUUGGUACCGCUCGUGCCGCUAAUGGUUCAGUGUUUUCUGGGUCUACCGAAUGCGCGGUUCCAGGAAGUACGGUGGACUACGUGCUUCAGCCUUGA